AGAAAAAUGGCUGAAGAUGUUGUUGUUUUUGAGAAAAAGGACCUCCCAAAUGUCGCUUUUCCUGCCAUGGAGGCCAUCCGACGGCAAGGAAAAUUGUGUGACGUGACGUUAAAGGUCGAUGAUCAAAAGUUCACAGCGCAUCGAAUAGUUCUCGCCGCCAGCAUUCCUUACUUCCAUGCCAUGUUCACCCAUGAUAUGGCCGAAUCGAAACAAGAUGAGAUCGCAAUGCAGGGAAUUGAACCAUGCGCACUGGAAGCUCUGGUCAACUUUGCUUACAACGGGAGAGUCCAGAUGGAUGCGUCGAAUGUCCAGUCCUUACUGGUCGGUGCUAGCUUCCUCCAUCUCCAGACAGUCAAAGAUGCCUGCUGUAACUUCCUUAAUGAAAGGCUACAUCCAUCGAAUGUGAUCGGGGUUCGUGCGUUCGCCGAGCAGUUCAUGUGUUCCUCCGUAGUCGACGCGGCAAACCGUUACAUCCAGAAAUACUUCAUGGAGGUUUCCAAAUCCGAGGAAUUCCUGGCACUCGCUAAGGUAGACGUCAUCGAUAUCGUCUCGAGGGAUGAGUUGUAUGUAACUAGUGAGGAGCAGGUAUUCGAAGCAGUGGUUGCCUGGAUCAAGAAGGACUUACACUGCCGCCGCCAAGAUAUGCCAGAACUUCUUACCAAAGUGAGAUUGCCACUCUUGACUCCACAGUUUUUGUCGGACCGGGUAGCUACGGAGGAAUUGGUUAAAAAUUCACUCAAAUGCAGAGAUUUAUUAGAUGAAGCUAAAGAUUACCAUUUGAUGCCAGAGCGUAGAACACAGUUGCAAACCUUUCGAACAAGGCCUCGAUGCUGUACUGAUAUUGUGGGUAUCAUCUUUGCUGUCGGAGGACUCACGUCUUCGGGUGAUUCCCUGAGCACUGUCGAGUCUUAUGAUCCACUUGCGAUCCAGUGGAAUCCUGCAGAACCUAUGACUACUUUACGCAGCAGAGUUGGAGUGACAGUCUUACAUGGUGAGCUGUACGCGAUUGGAGGUUACGAUGGCCAUCAUCGACUCGAUACAGUCGAGGUGUUUAAUCCCGUGGCGCGAUCCUGGAGACUCGUGUCUCCAAUGACUUGUAAACGAAGUGCCCUCGGAGCUGCAGCCCUGGACGGAAGGCUGUACGUGUGUGGAGGAUACGACGGCAUCAUGUCUCUCAACUCGGUCGAAUGUUACGACCCAGAAGCUGACCAAUGGGUGAUGGUCUCGCGGAUGACGAAACACCGAAGCGCCGCUGGCGUGACUGUUUUUGAUGGACAGAUAUACGCGCUAGGUGGACACGAUGGACUCUCUAUAUUUGAUUCGGUUGAAUGCUACAACAAUCUCACGGGGCGGUGGACGCAGGUAGCUUCAAUGUUGACCAAAAGGUGUCGCCUUGGUGUCGCAUCGCUCGACGGGAAACUCUACGCAGCGGGAGGAUACGAUGGGUCUGGUUUCUUAAAGUCUGUCGAAUGUUUUGACCCCGUCACUAAUCAAUGGACGUACGUCUCGCCGAUGAACGUUAAACGUAGCCGCGUUGCCUUGGUGGGUAACUGCGGAAAGUUAUACGCGAUCGGCGGUUAUGAUGGCGUGUCAAAUCUGAACUCGGUCGAGAUGUACGACCCGGAGAAGAACACGUGGGUUUUUAUUGCUGCCAUGUGUGCACACGAGGGGGGCGUUGGGGCAGGCGUUGUGCCUUUGUUUCACAAUCAGCACCUGAAUGAUCCCUGAUCGAGCUUUUAGGAGAGAUCUUUGUCGGCUGGAAUGGAUAUGUUCGGGACAGUUUGUGGAACUUCUAGCUCGAGUGGUGAUGACCAGUCUUCUCAAAUGUAUUCCGGAGCCACUUUUGACGAGGGAAUCUCUCUUAGUCGACAUCUCUUGGAUAUGCCUACAUGCAGCUUCAAGGGGCCAAGUCAUCUGUGAUACGUCCGAUGGGAAAGCUGCAGUUUGCAUUCGCUGGGAGGAGUGUGAAUGUCGCUACGAUUUCAAGACAAGUGUCAACGCGUGCGUUCGAAAAAACUUGGAAUGUCGUAUUAAAAAAUGGCAACAGCAUCACUUGAAUCAUUUGAUUGAUAUUGUUUGUAAACAAGCGAAUGGGAGUGCAACAUCAUCGUAGAUCACAUGUUCGUUGCUGUGCUGGACAUGUUGUAAUGAACUUGUAAUGAGAGACUUUUGUGUCGCUGUUGGUAACAAUUGUUGGUGGUCAAAGAGUAUAAACUCUCACAGCAUUUUUUAGCACUUCAGUGCCCUUGUUUCCGACCCCCCCUGGAAAAAAAUCAAUCAGAGAUAGCUCGAUAAGGUUAUUUGCAAUAGCUUGCCCAGGUCCAGAGCUUACUGAAUCAAUAGAGAAAGGAUUACUAUGCCCCUUCGCUGUAUUUUAUUUUUCUGACUGAGAAGUGACCAAAAACAACGCACCUCAAUGUUCAUGAUAUUUUGAAUGCUUUUGGCAAUGUUUUGAUUUGAAACAUGACUUUUAUGUCAUGGUAAACUUAAGCUGCCUGUGAAAAGAUGGCCAAAACUUAUUUUCACAUAUGGUCAAUUGCCAAAAUACAUACUACAUGUAAAUAUAAAUUUCAACAUUGCCAUAGUGUAGACGAUGAACACUCUGAAUAACAAGUUUAAACAAAUUUGUAUUUUUAGUUCUGCAGAUUCCUCAUUUCAAUCAAAUGUUUGUGGGGCAUUCAAAGGCUUACGCCGUUCGUCAAAAUCUUUGAAUUCGUAAUUGAAUUUGAAAUGUCCAAUUGCGGAAAUAUGUACAUAUAGAUAUAAAUGUCAACAUUGCCGUUGGGUAGACGUUGAACACUCUGAAUACCAAGUUUAAACAAAUUUGUAUUUUUAGUUCUGCAGAUUCCUCAUUUCAAUCAAAUGUUUGUGGGGCAUUCAAAGGCUUACGCCAUUCGUCAAAAUCUUUGAAUUCGUAAUUGAAUUUGAAAUGUCCAAUUGCGGAAAUAUGUAUAUAGAUAUAAAUUUCAACAUUGCCGUUGUGUAGACUGACAUAGAAAACUAUGAACACCAAGUUAUUAUUAUUUUUUAUUAUUAAAACAAUUUAUAUAGCGCCUUUAGUAAAACACUUCAAGGCACUUUACAAAAAAAAAAGAAAAAAAGUUAACAUAUUUUUAUUCAUAAUAACUUCACUACGGUAUAGUGGAUUUCUACUUAACUGGACCACAAGUAAUUACGAACGGCCUAGGCCUGUAAAGGAGUGUAACAUUGAAAAUGGGGCCUAAUUGGCUUCACUUAGCCUACAAUGUAAAUGCAGUUCAUGCAUUUUAUUAAAUUUAUGAUAUUUAUGUUCCAUGGUUAGAAACAGUUUAUAGUUUAAAGUCAAUAAAGUAUCGGUGUGCUACCGUGUACAAUUUACAA
Lineus longissimus is the source of this 3360-nucleotide messenger RNA. RefSeq names its product kelch-like protein 18. The transcript is spliced from 9 exons. NCBI's taxonomy places the organism in Eukaryota, Metazoa, Nemertea, Pilidiophora, Heteronemertea, Lineidae. Bases 7 to 1728 code for a protein of 573 amino acids. The record is from RefSeq and is a predicted model, not a curated record. Gene Ontology annotation, molecular function: protein binding.